Arabidopsis arenosa is the source of this 2081-nucleotide messenger RNA. The record is from the annotation of a GenBank genome assembly. NCBI's taxonomy places the organism in Eukaryota, Viridiplantae, Streptophyta, Magnoliopsida, Brassicales, Brassicaceae.
GUUAUAUCCCACUACUGAGAUAUGGCAAGCACCAUUGAUGUUACCAAGUAUGGUCACAGUCCUGUUCAUCACGCUGUUGUCACAAGGGAUUAUGCCGGUCUCAAGAAACUAUUAUCCGCUCUUCCGAAGAUGCGUGACCCUUCUGAGGUUAAAAACGAAGCAGCUUCUGUAGCUGAAGAGACCAAAGCGGAUUCAAUUGCAGCUGUUAUAGACAGGCGUGAUGUAGUUAACCGAGACACUGCUCUUCAUUUAGCUGUAAAGCUCGGGGAUGAGACCUCCGCGGAGAUGCUUAUGGCUGCAGGAGCUGAUUGGAGCUUGCAGAAUGAGCAUGGAUGGAGCGCUCUACAAGAAGCUAUUUGUGGUAGAGAAGAGAGGAUCGCUAUGAUUAUCGUCAGGCAUUAUCAGCCUCUAGCUUGGGCUAAAUGGUGCAGGAGGCUGCCUCGGCUUCUUGCUACGAUGCAUAGAAUGAGAGAUUUCUAUAUGGAGAUCACUUUCCAUUUCGAGAGUUCUGUUAUACCUUUCAUUUCCAGAGUGGCUCCUUCGGAUACUUAUAAGAUUUGGAAGAGGGGUGCGAAUCUUAGAGCAGAUAUGACAUUGGCUGGGUUUGAUGGUUUCAGGAUUCAAAGAUCAGAUCAGACCAUACUUUUUCUUGGAGAUGGGUCAGAGGAUGGUAAAGUUCCUUCCGGUUCUCUUCUUAUGAUAUCACAUAAGGAUAAGGAGAUUAUGAAUGCUCUAGACGGUGCUGGAGCUGCCGCAUCAGAAGAAGAAGUUCGUCAAGAAGUGGCUGCAAUGUCCAAAACAAGCAUUUUCAGACCCGGGAUCGAUGUUACUCAAGCUGUUCUCUUCCCGCAAUUAACUUGGAGGCGUCAAGAGAAGACAGAAAUGGUUGGGCAAUGGAAAGCAAAAGUAUAUGAUAUGCACAAUGUAGUUGUUAGUAUAAAAUCAAGAAGAGUACCGGGUGCAAUGACCGAUGAGGAGCUUUUCUCAAACACUAAUCAAGAAAACGAUACAGAAAGCGAGGAUCUUGGAGAUAUCUUGACCGAAGACGAGAAGAGGCAGCUGGAGUUAGCACUCAAGUUGGAUUCACCGGAAGAAUCUUCUAACAGUGAGAGCUCUAGGAUUUCUCAAAAGCAGAAUAGUUGUUCUUUUGAGGAUCGAGAGAUUCCAGUAACGGAUGGAAACGGGUAUUGCAAACAGGAGAAGAAAGGAUGGUUCAGUGGAUGGAGGAAACGAGAGGAAGGGCACAAACGAAGUAGUGUUCCUCCAAGAAGUUCACUUAGUGUCGAUGAGAAAGUAAGCGAUCUUCUUGGGGACGAUGAUUCUCCAUCUCGUGGAGGAAGACCGAUAAAACCGGGAAGACACUCAACGGUUGAGACUGUUGUGAGGGAUGAAAACCGGGGAUCAAGGGAUUCAUCAAAAGCUUCAACAUCAGAAGGCAGUGGAAGUAGCAAGCGAAAAGAAGGAAGCAAAGAGAAUGAGUACAAGAAAGGGCUUAGACCGGUUCUUUGGCUUUCAGAGAGAUUCCCAUUACAGACAAAAGAACUUCUUCCAUUGCUCGAUAUCCUUGCAAACAAAGUCAAAGCAAUUCGGCGUUUGAGAGAGCUUAUGACCACGAAACUACCUGCGGGAACAUUCCCAGUCAAGGUUGCUAUUCCCGUAAUUCCUACGAUUAGAGUACUCGUCACAUUUACAAAGUUUGAAGAGCUAGAAGCUAUUGAAGAUGAGUUUGUUACACCGCCAUCUAGUCCAACUUCUUCGGUGAAGAACAGUCCUAGAGAAGAAAUACAGAGCUUAUCAAACUCAUCCUCCUCAUGGUUUCAAUGGAUCAAAACACCGAGCCAACGUCCAUCAACAAGCUCGAGCUCUGCAGGGUUUAACAUUGGUAAAGCCGAAAACGAUCAAGACCCAUUUGCAAUUCCAAGAGGAUACAAUUGGAUCACAGCUGAAGAGAAGAAAAAGAAGGUCCAAGAGAAGAAUAAAGCUAAGAAGGGCAAGUCAUCUCAGAACAGCUGAAGAAAAAGAAAACAUAAGUAAGGAAAGAUCUUUCUUUGUCUCUGAGAACAUAAAUACUCAAAGUAGGA